AACUCUUCAGUUGCUCUCAUCGUUUAACUGUUACCGCAAUAUACUCUAAUAAUCGCAUUAUUAUGGCAACUAUCAGUUAUUACUUUAUUGCUUUAUUAGUCUGUGCUGUUUGUACGUAUACAAAUGGUAAAGCUAAUCGUCAAAGUAGUACUCCUUCAGGUAGACCUAAUCGUCAGAGUAGUACUUCAGAUUUUCAACAAGAUGACUUAAUUAUAUACGGAGAGACCUAUAAGAUGGGCUUAAUCGCAUUUGUAGAGGAAGAUGGUGUAAAUCCGAUUCCAGAAAAAGAUCCGAUUUGGAUUGUAUACCAAAAUGAACCAGCCUACUAUGAUGUUCUCGGAAAGCUUGCCCGAAACGGAUUAUAUGGUGAUGAUAUAUACAAUAAGGAAUAUACUUUCGCAACAGGUGAUCUGGAAUUUGACGAGCUCUCGACAUAUGAACAGUCCUCAAAUAAAUAUUAAUCUUGAUUUAUAGAUUUUAUUAUACAUUAUUAUGAUUAUACUAUUAUGUUCAUUUAA
Molecule: messenger RNA, 518 nt
Organism: Adelges cooleyi (spruce gall adelgid)
Lineage: Eukaryota; Metazoa; Arthropoda; Insecta; Hemiptera; Adelgidae
Exons: 6
Coding region: 63-461 (132 amino acids)
Source: RefSeq, a predicted model, not a curated record